Messenger RNA from Cottoperca gobio, 2740 nucleotides. It is a transcript of the gene arhgef39, whose product is annotated as Rho guanine nucleotide exchange factor (GEF) 39. The transcript has 12 exons. The record is from RefSeq and is a predicted model, not a curated record. Gene Ontology annotation, molecular function: guanyl-nucleotide exchange factor activity. Gene Ontology annotation, biological process: positive regulation of cell migration. Bases 145 to 1416 code for a protein of 423 amino acids. Gene Ontology annotation, cellular component: plasma membrane. NCBI's taxonomy places the organism in Eukaryota, Metazoa, Chordata, Actinopteri, Perciformes, Bovichtidae.
UUUCCUGUUAUUAUCGCGAUGUGGAACAGCCAAUCGGCGCACGCGUCAACAUCGCAGCCCGGAAGAAGGAAGCUCAAACCAAAAAGAGCGCCUUGAUUAAAAAGUGGAAACGUUACUUGAAGUGUCUUCCUCGUCGCUCCCGCCAUGAGUUUCUCCCCUGGUCCUGCCGGUCCCCUCGGGGGCACCAAUAUCCAGGAGCAGAGGGACCGCUGGGAGAGAAAACGCAGCCGAACAGCCAGAGAGUUGGUGCACACAGAACAACGCUACUGCCAACAGCUGGAGCUGGUCACCACUUACUUUGUGGAGAUCUUGAAGGCCAAAGGAACCCUGAGGCAGGACAUUAGAGAAAGCAUCUUCAGUUCAAUUAAAGCCAUUCAUUCUGUAAACCAAUCUCUGAUGGUCCAUUUGGAAAAUGGCUACUUUGGCCGAGGUUUCGAGCAGAUCUGUCCACAGCUACACCACUACAACACGUACGUGGACAACAUCUAUAAAGCCAGCAAGGUGCUCGGGAUCCAGAUGAAGAAAAACAAGGCCUUCAGACGUUUUAAGAAACUACAGGAAGCCCGACCAGAGUUCAACAACCAAAAGCUCGAGGACUUACUUCAACUUCCCAUUCAGCGGAUCGAUCAGUAUAAACAUUUCCUACAGGACCUGACUGCCAACACAAGUCCAGACAACCCAGAGUUUCAGCAGCUUUCAAGUGCGGUGACUGCGGUGUGCGACGUGUCCCAGCGUAUCCAGAACAAUACCCGGCGCCAUGAGAACCACCUGCAGCUUUGCCGGGUGCAGAAACUGCUGAAAGGGCGAAAGACGAAGGUGUUGGCUGCAGGGAGGUGGUACAUCCGCGAGGGCUGGCUCAAUGUGGUUCCUCAAAAAGGUAAAGACGCUAAGCCCAAGAUGUUCUUCCUGUUCUCCGACAUGCUGCUGCAAGCCAAGCGCUGCAGCCCACUGCAACUGGCCAACAAGGACAAGUUUGCCGGCCAGCACGCCUACCCCCUGCAGGACUGCACUGUGGACAAGGUGUUUGGUCACACCAAGAGCAAGGGAGGCCUGCUCAGCUUGACCUUCCCCAAAGCCAAACUUCUGCUGAUGUCCUGCAACCGGGAGGAUUUCAAUGACUGGCACCAAAGCCUGAGCUCAGCCAUCAGUAAGCUGCAGUCUAAGGAGACCGUGGUCCAUCAGAGAGAUGAGUUGUGCAGGAGACCCCUCCGAUCAGGUGACGACAGCCACAACAUGCCGAGCAGCAGCAGCAGCAACCCUGGCAGGAAGAGAAACAUGGUGAGCGCAGAGACCAGUGAGCACGCUCAGAUGCCUCCAUCUGAGUGGGAGGGCGGCGCCCCCAAGAGGAUGAAGCAGGCUGCCGCUCCAGAGCAGAGCAGUGCAGAGGCGUCCACUUCCAGCUGCGCGAUCCUCUGAGCGACCGUCAGUCUGAGAUGACGGUGGAUCCUGCACGGGUCCGUCUGAGAGUUUCACUUCAGACGGACUUUAGUGUUCCAUUCGGUUUUUUUGCCAAACAUGCAACUAUUUAUCUGUGCUGAUAACAUUUAGUUUUCACUGUGCAUUUGUACUGUGCAGGUCAGGAGAUUUAGAUUCUUUACUAACAGCAGCUUCAGCUUCUGCUCAUCCUGUGCAAUAUUAAGCAUCUUGUUCCGCUGCUUUAAAGACCAAAUAUCUAAAGAAUGUUAAACUGUAUGUUGCUGCUACUUGUCUACACUUACAAUGUUGUAACACCAACACUGCAGUACAGCAGUGUAUUCAUGCGUUCACUUCUGGAAGUCCUUUUCUCGGGUUAAGGGUCCCUGAAUGCACCACUCCAGCAGUCUUUUCAUUUCGUCACACUAGUGGCCGACUUUAGAAAGGAAGGAUUUUAUUUAUUAUUUUAUAGUAUUGGGAGAGGCUCUAAAAUAAAAUAUACAUGCGUGGGUGUCAAACUGGCCAAUAUUAUAUAAAUACAAUUAUGAAAAUAGAUAGAAUUAAACCUUAUGAAUAGAGUAAAAUAUAGCAUAUAUGAACAAAGAAUUAGAAAAAGUCUAAUAAAAGCAUCAAAUAAGACACUAAAAAUAAGAAUGAUGAAGUAACAUAUUACAAUAAUAAGUUCAGUAAGCUGUUUCAUCAUUUCAUAUUAGUAUAUAUACAUCAUUUAUUUUAUAAUGUCUUAUUUUUAUUGUAUUUAAUACAUGAUAAUGUUCUAUAAUAAUGACUGGGAAUUUAUUUGCCCAGAAAUGUUUUAUCGCUGCCGACUAAAACUCCUCCCGACUCCAUCACACAGCUUUACUGUCUCACACCAACAUCUGUUCAAAUGUACAAUAUUGUGAAUGUCUGAUUUAAUUGUACAACUCAUAGCUUUUACAUGUGAGACACAUUGUGGCGGAUUCUUUUAUUAUUAUUAUUAUUAUUAUUAUAAAUGGAAUAAGUGCAUUUAAUCAGCUGCACUGUAUUCCAGAGAUGACUGAUUGAUUUCUUCUGCAUCCAGGCAAGAAAACCUGGUUAACAGAUGUUUUUAUUACAUUGUGUGCCUUUAUUAUAUCCUUUAAUCAUAUCCCUUUUAUUAACGAAUCAACUAAUAUUUGCAUCUCUGCAAAAGUCUUAUAUUUUAUUUACACUAUUUCACAUUUGUAAGCUUAGGGUGUAUUUUACAGAUAAUUUCUAAUAUCUUGUUUUUACACCUUUUUGCGUUCUAAAGCUGUUACACUUGUUAAAAGUCAUGAACGGAGAAAUCCUUUAAAUUUCCCAAUAAAAC